AAUCAAACAAGCAGUUAAGACGAGACGUGUGAAACAGCCGCGUUUCAGGGUUUGACUUGCAUUACUUUAAAGUCUUUUUUGAGUCUUAUUCGCCUGCAUUUUACCUAUUCUAAACAUUGAACCGGCUUCCGGAGGAGUUAUAUUGCGAAAGCCUUGCCAUUAAAAACGAAUAUUAAUGUAGUUAGUCACAAAAACCAGCUCUCGUCAAUCGACCGACGUAGCUGCUAGCUCACGUUAGCUUCCUGUGUCAGAGCCACUCUUUGAAUUCAGGGUUUGCUUUCUGUGUUUGUGUAAUACCGUCAACUUAUUGAGGAUAUGGACUCUGUUGCCAGACUCAAGCUGACGAAGAACAUAAAACCUCAAAAGCCAGAAGUAAAGUCAGUCAGUGAUGGGCCGAAGCGGAUUCCUGUCUCCCAACAGUCCCAGGUGGCUGUGGUUACGCCAGCUUCACAUCAGCGUGUCCUAGGUGUGUCAAAUGGACCUCAGCGUGUUCAGAGGCCUGUGAGCCAUCAGAAACCAGUGUCUUACGGCUCUGUUACUGCAAAGUCCUCCAACCUUAACACUCAGAAUGUCAACCCUGCUACUCCAAGUGGAAAUCCUACACCACAUCCUAAAUGUGGUCCCCAGCUAAACCAGCCAAAGACAGAAUUGUCCAAAGUUAACCCAGAGCCAGCUAAAGCACCGUCAGAACCAGCAAAGCAGGACAAGCCCCAUAACAAACUAACCAUGAUGGACUCUGCCAAAGCCUCUGCAGCAAGUAAGCGAUGGAGCUUGGAAAAUUUUGACAUUGGCCGUCCCUUGGGAAAGGGUAAAUUUGGCAAUGUGUAUCUGGCCAGAGAGCGGCAGAGUAAGUUCAUCUUGGCCCUGAAGGUGCUCUUCAAGAAGCAGUUGGAGAAGGCUGGGGUGGAGCACCAGCUCAGGAGAGAAGUAGAGAUCCAGUCUCACCUCAGGCACCCCAAUAUUCUGCGCCUCUAUGGUUACUUCCACGAUUCAUCUCGGGUGUACCUCAUCCUUGAGUUUGCACCAAAGGGUGAACUGUACGGUGAGCUGCAGCGCUGUGGAAGUUUCUCAGAGGAAAGAAGUGCAACAUACAUCAUGGAGCUGGCAGAUGCCCUCACCUAUUGCCACUCCAAGAAGGUAAUCCACAGGGACAUCAAGCCAGAGAACCUGUUACUCGGGGCCAACGGGGAGCUUAAGAUUGCAGAUUUUGGCUGGUCUGUCCACACACCUUCCUCCAGGAGGUCCACACUGUGUGGAACUCUUGACUACUUGCCUCCAGAGAUGAUUGAGGGAAAAACUCAUGAUGAAAAGGUAGACCUUUGGAGUCUGGGUGUGCUCUGCUAUGAGUUCCUAGUCGGAAAACCCCCAUUUGAGGCCAAAUCUCAUGAUGAAACCUACCGUAGAAUAUCGAGGGUGGAGUAUACCUACCCUGCACAAUCCAAUAUCAGUGCUGGUGCUAAAGACUUAGUUGCCAGGCUGCUGAAGCACAGCCCCAUGCAAAGACUGCCCAUCCAGGGUGUCCUGUCCCACCCUUGGGUGGUUGAGACCUCAACUAAAAAGCCCACAACCCUGAACAACGAAGAGCCAAUCCAAUGAGCCUUAUUGUUUCCCCCUCACUCCAUCAUUAGAGGGCUUCGUGUGCGACUGUGAGGCCAUGCGGACUCCAUCUGUACAAAGGUGAAAACAUUAAUGUCAGUGUACAGCUGAUGUGUCUGAAUCUGCUCUACUACUAUUCAGACGGCAGAUUCACUUCAUGGGGAUGUUCUUCUCUGUGGGCCACUUGGAUACCUUUUUCACAUCUUUAAUCUACUUAUCCUUUUGUGAGUUCCUUUCUUACCAAUGGCAUCAAUUGCCUGUAAAUAUUUCACUGUCUUUGUAUAAUUAUGAAAGUUUUAUUGGUGUUUUCAGAAACUCCAUUACUUGAAUAAAAAGUAAUUUGUCUAACGUGGAGUGUCAUGUUGAAAACAAGCUGUUUUAUUCCUGUCAGUGAAAAGUAUUUUAAUGUUUUAUCUUGUGUACAUUUCGAGCUCUCAAGUUCUUGCGAAAUGAGACUUUGCACUGAUGUCCAAUGAGCGAGAUGAACACUGUUUUAUGAUGCUCCUCCUGUCCUGUGUGGCCAGCAGUGGGCGCCAGUGAACCACUAACGCUGAAGCAUGGGAGCAUGUUACCGCUUUAGAGUUAAAUUCUACUGUCACUGUUUAUAAUUCUGUUUCAUAUCAUGAAUUUCUGCUCAAAUAAAAUAUUGAAAGUAAA
This is a messenger RNA of Labrus mixtus (cuckoo wrasse), 2253 nucleotides long. It is a transcript of the gene aurka, whose product is annotated as aurora kinase A. Gene Ontology annotation, biological process: regulation of cytokinesis; mitotic spindle organization; protein phosphorylation. Gene Ontology annotation, molecular function: ATP binding; protein kinase activity. The coding region runs from base 316 to 1596 and encodes 426 amino acids. The record is from RefSeq and is a predicted model, not a curated record. The transcript has 9 exons. Gene Ontology annotation, cellular component: spindle pole centrosome; spindle midzone; spindle microtubule. NCBI's taxonomy places the organism in Eukaryota, Metazoa, Chordata, Actinopteri, Labriformes, Labridae.